Messenger RNA from Pestalotiopsis fici W106-1, 615 nucleotides. RefSeq names its product Autophagy protein 16. Lineage: Eukaryota; Fungi; Ascomycota; Sordariomycetes; Amphisphaeriales; Sporocadaceae. The record is from RefSeq and is a predicted model, not a curated record. The transcript is spliced from 2 exons. Bases 1 to 615 code for a protein of 204 amino acids.
AUGCCAGACUGGCGAUCUCAGUACCUUGCCAACUUGCACGAGGCCGAGUUUCGCAACCCGAUCAAUAAGGAUAUAGUCUCAGCAUGCUCCCAACUAGCAGACCGCGUCGCCGCCCUCGAGGCGGAAAAGGCAGUAUUGGAACAAAAAGUCCAACAACAACCACCUUCCAUCACCAUCGACAACACCAGCCCCGGCAACGCCGCCUCCUCAGACACGACUGCAACAGCACAGCUCCGACUCGACCUAGCCGAAGCCCUGCGGUCUCGGGGCCAACUCCAAGCCAAACAACGCAGCGCCGACACGGAGCUGACCACGCUGCGGGCCAAGAGCAAGGCCGACGACCGGCGCGUGCGCGAGCUGACAGCAGAGCGCAACAGCCUCGCCGCCAAGUUGCGCGACCGAACCGAGGAGCUGGUCGGCAAGAACCGCCUGCUCAAGGAUGUUCAAGACGACAACCUGACACUCAAUAUCCAGCUCGACGUGCGCGAGAACGAGUGCAAGAAGAUCAAGGCUGAGAACAAGGAGCUCGUCGACCGCUGGAUGAAAAAGAUGGAGAAGGAGGCCGAAGCCAUGAACCUUGCCAACGAACCACAGGCAAACGGGAGAAAGAGGUGA